AGAUUUGAAUUGUUUUGAGAUUGGAUAUGGAACUUUUUGUUGGAAAGCCACUUCUCGGUCCUGAUGGAGAGGAAUGCGAUGCACAGGCUGCUCUGGAGGGCAAGGUCAUCGCUUUGUACUUCUCGGCGAUGUGGUGCCCUUCUUGUCGUCAGUUUACGCCAAAACUAUCAAGAUUUUACAAAGAGCUCAAGGAAGCUGGUAAGAAUCUGGAGAUUAUUUUAGUAUCGAGAGAUCGCGAAGAUGAAGACCUGAAGGAGUAUCUCACUGAACACUGCGGCGGUUGGUUGGGCCUUCCAUUCGGAGAUGAACGAAUACCGGAAUUCCUUGCCAAAUAUGAAGUGCCUACAAUUCCUGCGUUGAGGGUACUGAAACCGGACGGUUCUGUGCUUGUUGAUGACGCUCGCAAUCAAGUACAGGAGAAGGGACGAGAAGAUCCGGUGAAACUUUUCGAAGAAUGGGAAAAGCUGCUCUCACAAUAGUCAACGGAUUCCCUAUGUAAUUCUGCGAUGGUUGUGUCCGGAUCAUGAUUUCGCAUAUCCUGAGAUCUUAUUCACAUUGAUAUUCCUUGCAAUUAUCUAAACUAGUGCUUGCUAUGCUCUUGCCAAAAUUUCACAUCUUGUGUAGGUGAAAAUAUCAUGUGGUUAUGGUGCAUUUGAAGCGAAACUGAAUGAAUAAGCGAUUUGUAGGAUCGUUUCUGUCGCAAAUAAUGCUGCACUAAAUUAACAAUUCUCACAUUAUUUUAAUCUCAUGACUACAGCCUGCCGUUCAGUUUAGAUUGUUACAUAAAUUUUUAGUUCAACACACUGGUG
Cylicocyclus nassatus is the source of this 809-nucleotide messenger RNA. Lineage: Eukaryota; Metazoa; Nematoda; Chromadorea; Rhabditida; Strongylidae. The record is from the annotation of a GenBank genome assembly.